UUGAGUGAGGCCGUGAAGCAAGAUAACACGGAGCUAGCACAGGUGUUCUUGAAUUACGGCGUCAACAUCGAUGCUCAAAAAUUCUCGGGUGAACCGCCUCUUUACUUGGCCGCGAAAGAGGGCACGCUAUCCAUGGUGAAGUUUCUGAUUGAACGAGGCGCAGACAUCAACGCGGAUACGAGGGGAUACACUGCUCUAGCUGUUGCGAGUCUAUAUUCUCACACGGAUAUUGUGAGGCUGUUGCUUGAGCACGGGGCCAACGUCAACCAUCGAAUCCCCGGCACCGGUUUGACACCGCUCCACCUCACACACAGCGGCGUUACGCUCGCGGUUCUGCUGGAAUACGGCGCCGAUAAGGAAGCCAAAGACGAGAACGGCUACACGCCUCUCUUUUACGCCGUGACGAAGCAAGACUCGAGUCUUACCCGGCGUUUGCUGAACGCCGGCGCCGAUUUCGAGGCCACCGACAAAUGGGGCCAUACCGCUCUACCGAACGCCCUGGUCUAUGGCGAGCAGGAGAGCCGCGAAGAGAUUUGCAGGUAUCUCAUUUCCAAAGGUGCUCCAGUCAACGCAAAGGGUCCAGAUCGAUAUGGGUCCACCGUGCACAGGUGCUGCAGGUUCGGUGAAGUAGAAGAAGUAAAAUUGAUCUUGGAGCUAGGCGGCGAUGCGGGACUCUGGUAUGGGAUGCAGGGCACCCUUCUCGAGGCAGCAUGCAAUAACGAGAACAAAAACGACUUGAGAUUAGUGAGAUACCUUGUCGAGCAAAAGGGGAUCGACGUCAACGGCCCGGGGAGCUACCUCCGCAGUGCCAUGGGAGAGGCGUUCCGGUCUGGCGGCGAAUCACUCAUACGAUACCUGCUUGAGAAUGGC
Colletotrichum acutatum is the source of this 870-nucleotide messenger RNA. Its product is annotated as ankyrin repeat-containing domain protein. NCBI's taxonomy places the organism in Eukaryota, Fungi, Ascomycota, Sordariomycetes, Glomerellales, Glomerellaceae. The record is from RefSeq and is a predicted model, not a curated record. The transcript has 2 exons. The annotation marks the transcript as partial. Gene Ontology annotation, molecular function: protein binding.